UUACAAAGUUUUAUAUUUUUUUAACAAACGUUAAAAUUAAAUGUUUUAAUUUUUUUUAUUAAAAAUGCAAUAAAAAGGAAACAAAACAUUUAAAAAAAAAGUUUAAUAGAAAGUUUAAUAAAAAGGAAAAGUGCAUACACGUUUUAGGGAAGUUAAAAUAUUACAAAUAAUUUUUGAUAUUUUUGACAAGGUAAAUCGACCUAUACACAUUUUACAGAAGCUAAAAUAUUACAAAUAUUUUUAGAAUAAUUUUUAACUGAAACUUCCAUAAUUUUCGUCAAAAUCAGGUUUUCUUAUUCAUAGAAUGCACUUUCUACACUACGUAGAACCAAGACAAAAAUUUCAUAUCAGAUUCUACCUCAUGUAGCGGUUCUAAUAGUGUCUAGAUUUCGCAUUCCAAGAAUUUUAGAAUACCUAAAAAAAAAAUAGAAACUGCAUUCAUAGAAAAAGUAGCUAACUUACAAUUAGUAGAAUUCACAUUUUUCCUAUUUAGAAGUAAUUAAAAGUAAAUUGUUCGUUUUAAAAAAAAAAUAGAUGAACUUGUUUAAUCUGAAAUUCAAUUUCUACUAGCCCAUUUUUCGUAGAAGACAAAAUUUAUUUUUAGUAGAACGUAAUUUAAAAUUUUAAUUUAUAUAAGUUUUUUAACUAAAAAAUAUCAUUUUAAGAAUAUGGGUGUUUUAUCAAUUGUUUCUACUUUUAUUUUUUUAUUUCUCAUUUUUUGUGAAAUACCAUCCACUCCUAUCUUCCAUCCGAUUUCUACACAAUGAUAUACUUCCAAUUAUUCUUGCAUCGUGUACAAUCAGGGUACCAAGUGGAAAAAAUUUAUCCUGAUAAGGAAAAGCCACCAUAAUUUUAUGGUCCCAAUGUUGAUAUGCUCAAAGCUUUCUGCUGGAAAGUGAGGUGUCCUCCAAAGUUAAAGCAUUUAUAUGACAGUUGGUAUCAGGUUGUACAACGGUAACAAAAAAUCUAAGAGCAAGAGGAAUACAAGGAGAUACGUGCUGUGCACGGUGUGGUGAUCCAGAGGAAUCAGUAAACCAUGUAUUUUUUGAAUGUCCCCCAGCUCGUCAAGUCUAGGCACUAUCUAAAAUCCCAUCAAAUCCGAACAUUUUUCUGAUUACCUCUCUUUUUGCUAAUAUGGACCAUCUAUUUUGGAAAGUUAACCUACAGACGGAGGAUCAUCAGUUUGCAUGGAUAUUAUGGUACAUUUAGAAGUGUCGGAACAGUAAAGUAUUUAGUAAUCUUGAUUUUGAUCCCAGAGAAACACUUUGAUUAGUAUAAGUAGAAUCAACAAUCUGGGAUGAGGCACAUAUUAGUAACAACAGGUGUGCACAUGAAGUACAGGUUAUGCUUAACUUAGGAGCCACAAGAAGAUGGUGUGUCACAGAUGGUUCUUAGAAAGAUAACGACCUAUUUUCAACGCAAGGUUGGUUAAGUACAUUACCAGGGGUUGAUGGUUUACUAGGGGCAAGGAAUGUAAGGGCAUGUGUUUCAUCGCUACAUUCGGAGAUGGAUGCAUUAAUUUGGACGAUGGAAUGCAUGAAAAAUUUAAAACAGUUUCAGGUUACGUUUGCAACGAAUUGUUCUCAAUUGGUGAAGAUGGUUUCUGAACAAGAGGAAUGACUAGCAUUUGAAAGUUACCUGGAAGAUAUUAAGCUGUUGAGAUGAAGUUUCGUCAACUCAGAUAUUGUUCAUGUACCUAGGACGGAGAAUACAAGGACAGAUAUUUUGGCACGUAGUGCUCGGCAACAACCGUCUUUCACCGUACACAUGGAUUCAGAGUUAACACAUUGGUUUACAUGGUCUAUAUGAGUCUGUAAUCUUUUUGAUGUAAAAAAAAAAUAUAUUCAUAAAAUUAUUUAUUUCAUUAAGUUUUAGAAAUGAAAAGGGUAAAAUAGACAAAAAUAUUUUAUGCCAAAGAGACAAUUAUACAUUUUUUUGUUUCGUUUUGGUAAACUUUCCAAAAAUCAAUAUUUAAAAUAUGAAAGAAAAAAUAAAGGCAACUUUAAAUCACUUAUGAAUAAAACUAAAACAAAUCCGCGAUUUUUAAGCGCUGUCAAAAUCUAGUAUUUAAUUAAUUGAUAUGAAUAAAUCAAAAACAAAUCUGCGAUUUCUAAGAGCUGUCAAAAAAUUUAGUAUUUAAUUAAUUGAUAUCCACAGUAUUGCAUUGUUACAAAAGUAUUAAAAACAAAUGUACAAAUAUUAAACAUGAAAAGCUUAACUUAGCUAAUGAACAACACAUACAUCAACUAUUUUUUUGUCUUUACUUUCGACAUUUUAGAGUAAUCAUAAUACUAUGAUUAACUCAAGACCGUGAUUUGGCAAAGGUUAUGCAAGUAGUGAAAACAUUAAAUCUAGAAAAAAAUGUGCAUUUAAAUCGGCUGGAGGAGCCUGAAAAAGCCAAUAAAAACCGUGUGUGCGCGCGUGGGAAGGAGGAGCCUGAAAAAGAGAGAGAGAGAGAGAGAGGAGAGAAUUCAAAUUGGCGCUCAAGAUUUUAAAGUUUUAACGUAUCUUCCCCCCAAAAUUUUCGAAUCCAAUUUUCUUAAAUCCCUCCCAAAUCAAUCAAUCAAUCAAACCAUCGACUCUAAAAAAAUGUCAGAUCUGCCGCCGGAAAAAACGAACAUGGAGCUAUCAUCAUCGUCUUCCAUGCCGGGGUCUUCUUCCUCUCUACACCAUUCCUACAGUCGGAAACAGAAAUCUCUGGGCCUUCUUUGUACCAAUUUCUUAGCUCUUUACAAUCGACACGGAAUCGAAACGAUUGGGCUCGAUGACGCCUCCUCAAAAUUAGGAGUUGAGAGACGGAGAAUCUAUGAUAUCGUUAAUGUUCUCGAGAGUGUCGGCGUUUUAACAAGACGAGCUAAGAAUCAGUACACAUGGAAAGGAUUUGCCGCAAUUCCCGCGGCGUUAAAGGAGCUACAAGAAGAAGGUGCUAAAGACACUUUUCACCGUUUUUAUGUCAACGAGAAUGUCAAAGGAUCUGAUGAUGAGGAUGAUGAGGAAGAGUCUUCUUCUCAGCCUCUUUCUACUAGUCAGACUGAUACCUCAAAGCCAUCUCUUCCCGAUUCCUCCAAAAUAGAUAAUCGUCGAGAGAAAUCUUUAGGACUUCUUACUCAGAAUUUCAUCAAGCUCUUUAUUUGCUCUCAAGCUACAAUCAUCUCCCUCGACGAGGCUGCAAAGUUACUGCUGGGAGAUGCCCACAAUACAUCUAUAAUGAGAACCAAAGUGAGGCGGCUUUAUGAUAUUGCAAAUGUCUUGUCAUCCAUGAAUCUCAUUGAAAAGACUCACACCUUAGAUUCUAGAAAACCAGCUUUCAAAUGGUUAGGAUACAAUGGUGAGCCUACUUUCACUCUGAGCAGCGAUUUGAUGAUGCAAGCCGAAUCAAAGAAACGAGUUUUCGGAACUGAUCUUUCAAACGUCAGCGUCAAGAGAAGCAAAACCCAUGACAGUGCUACGGAGAGGAGUCUGAAGAUGAAACACCAUGCAAUAGCGGAGAGUUCUUAUAACAGAAUCUUCGAUGCUCACGAAUCAAGACAUGGAUCAAGAGGUUAUGAGUUUGGUCCUUUUGCACCAGCCACUGGUACAUAUCCAACUGCUCCUCUGGAGGACAGCUCAAAGAGAGCUUUUGAUGUGGAGAAUCUGGUUUCCGAUUACCGUCCCUCGUACCAAAACCAAGUUUUGAAAGACCUCUUUGGACAUUAUAUGGACGCGUGGAAGUCAUGGUACAGCGAAGUCACCCAGAAGAAUCCAUCACAACACCAUUAGAUUUAGAGCUACUCUUCUUCAUCUUCUUUUACCUGUGAACCAUUUUAUUUUGGUCUAUAACUUAAAAUGUUUGUCUACAAAAUUCCCCCUAUUUUAAUUUACUUUAGAAGAAAUUACGUGUCACAUUUUCAUUGGGACACUUGUUAUUUUCUCUUUCAAUUCCAAUAUAAGUAAGUGCUUACAUC
Molecule: messenger RNA, 3944 nt
Organism: Brassica rapa (field mustard)
Lineage: Eukaryota; Viridiplantae; Streptophyta; Magnoliopsida; Brassicales; Brassicaceae
Product: E2F transcription factor-like E2FE
Biological process (GO): regulation of transcription by RNA polymerase II
Cellular component (GO): RNA polymerase II transcription regulator complex
Molecular function (GO): RNA polymerase II cis-regulatory region sequence-specific DNA binding; DNA-binding transcription factor activity, RNA polymerase II-specific
Source: RefSeq, a predicted model, not a curated record